AUGUCAACUCGGAACGGAAGUGUGUUGCCCAGCUGGAACACUACAGCUGGUGUAUCAGAGACUGUUGGUUCUGACACAAUUACUGCCUCCUCCGAGUCGAUAGUAUCUGCGUCUCUUCCAACAGACUCCGAGCUAUCUCCCAGUAUUACUCAAAGUAGCAGUGUCGGGUCAAAUUUCACAUCGUCCAUUUCAGGUGCCGUCUCUCUACCGACUAUCAGUGUUCCAGCCUCGGAGAUCCCACCUAUUCCAAGUUUGCCUUUCCCGACAGACUCGCUCGAAGUUCCAACCAGUACCGAAAGCGGGAGUGUUGUUGCUGGCGGUAAUACAACAGUCUCUGCGCCAGGGAGUACCGAAGCCGUUACAUCCUUCUCGAGUCCUGUAGCCACAGCUUCAACGCCUGGUAGUGGCUCCAACGGCUCUGAAUCUGGUAGUAACGCAACCUCCACUGGCGUUCCUGAAUUCCCCGCAGCCAACUUCACACAUGUCACACGCACCGCGGCCCUCUCCCAGGAGACGUGCUAUACUCUGCCAGACGAUCCAGAGGGCGACGCAACCCGCCGAGCGUUGUUGUUCAACUCCAGACUUCGGGAAGACAAUGUCUCGAUUCCUAUGCCAUAUAUAGAGUCUGUCGAGUUUGAAAGCGAUGGCGUCAAUCCGCUGUAUCUCACAAUUCGCGAUGAAGAAGGCGGGACAUACUUUGUCGACAUCUCUCAUCGCGGGCGGCUUUCAGUCGUGGAUCCUGCUGGGUAUGUCGUGACACUUGACGCCAAGGGUAUUCACUUCUCGGGAAGUAACUGCACGUACGACGUAUCCAUCACAAUUGACGACAUGUACACUCAGAUAGCCGAGCUUGCUGGUGUACAAUGCGCUGCUCUCAGACGGCAGAAGCGUGCCAAUGAUAUGGACUUUAGCCAGAUUUUGUACUUGCAUGACCAAUGCGGCAAUGUUGUUGACAAGUCACUGAGACAGUAUCCUCAGCUUCUGGUAGGUGACACAGCCUGCGCAGACGUCGCCAUUGAUGGAGAUACGGGACGCUGGGAUUUUGACUGCACGUUUCCCGGUUCUCAAUCUGGCCCUAUGAGAUGCCAGUGGGCUGUCAAGAAUAGCAUCGUCGACUUCAUCACCAUCGAUCCGUUUGGUGGUUCCUGUCCUGACUUGUCUACCGUCGUCGCCACGUUGGAAGAGUCGGGACAAGACAUUGUCGAUCCAUUACAACUUCGACAGGACCUUGCCAACCAAGGUUUGCGGACUGAGAGAGCGAGGCAAGAGGCGGAUCAGGCCGUCGAUGCGUACACUCUUCUCUGGCAAGCUCUCGGGGCCAUGUUCUCCACGAGCACGGGUACUUCCAAGGGUGCCCUGGAGAAGUACAUCGAUGUGUACAAUUCCCACCGCAAUUUUGAGAACGAUAUCUGCCAGGCUCUUCAUGAAGGCGAGAUUCCUCUCAACUUGACUCUCAUCGCUGGCGCAACCAAGAUCCCUGCCAUCACAACCCUAAACUGGGCACCUGAAUCACCACGGACCUACAACAUCACCGUCCAAGACUCUACGCGAAUUGCAUGCUGUCCCAAUGCCAGAGUCGCAGAAGGCAAAGGCGCUACAUGCGCAUAUCCUCGAGAAGCCAUCAUGCCAGGAACGGGGUGCGUCUGUGGUACAACUGCUGGAGGCGAAGGUAUCGCAUUCGAGUGGACCGAGUGCGGGAACUUUGCAGGCACUUGCGAGGCCGAUGGAGAUUGCGGCGACGGAUAUCUUUGCUUGACAGGAAGUUGCUGUGGUGGGGGAGUUUGUGUUGAUGCGUAUGCUUGCUCGGAGAAUGGGACAGCUUUGGUACAGUUCGAUGGUGGGUUUCUAGGGUAG
Fusarium graminearum PH-1 is the source of this 1854-nucleotide messenger RNA. RefSeq lists its product as uncharacterized. The coding region runs from base 1 to 1854 and encodes 617 amino acids. The transcript has a single exon. Lineage: Eukaryota; Fungi; Ascomycota; Sordariomycetes; Hypocreales; Nectriaceae. The record is from RefSeq and is a predicted model, not a curated record.